AAUGGCUACGCCCGAAUUUCCGUUUCAUGAUCAUGAACAUCAUGAACUGAUGAACUAUCAUGAACGUCGUAUACUCGUAUAGUUCAACCAAUAUGGCUUCGAAAGAAACUAACCUCUCUUCACUGUACGCGGAAUUAAAUAAACAAGGACAAAAUGGGGAGUACGACAGAGCUCUGAAGACUGCCAACAGAAUUUUGGGAAUAUCUCAAGACGAAGAUGCUGCAUUGCAUUGCAAGGUUAUUUGCUACAUGCAAUUAUCAAAAUUCAACGAUGCACUCCAGCUCAUCGUUAAGAAUCCAAAACUUGCAGGAAAUUUGGAGUUUGAGAAGGCAUAUUGUUUGUACCGGAUGAACCAGGUACCGGAAGCCCUGAAAGUUGUGGAAGGAGUUCAUAAUCCUUCGCUAAAAAUUAAGGAGCUAAAGGCGCAAAUCCUAUAUCGCCUUGAAAAAUAUGAAGACUGCUUUUCAGUAUAUCGAGAUAUUAUUAAGAACUCUACGGAUGAUUAUGAGGACGAAAGGGAAACCAACUUGGCUGCCGUUAUUGUCAAUUUAGCCUAUGAUGGAUCGAGUAUAGAAGUUCCUUCUUUGAGAGAGCAUACGUACGAGUUGACUUACAAUGCCGCUUGUCAAAUGGUAGCGCAGGGAAAUUCAGGAGAUCGAGUAAUUCUAGCUGAAGCGGAAAAAAAGCUGAAAACUGCAGAAAAGAUGUGUCGUGAAUUUCUUGAAGAGGACGGUAAUACUGAGGAAGAGAUCGAGGAGGAGCUCGGCAUUAUAAAAGUCCAGCUGGGUUUCUGUCUGCAACUUCAAGGCCGAGAAAAAGAAGCUCAGACUCUGUACACGAACGUUUUGAAGGCAAAACCGAGCGAUAUCGCCUUGGUGGCAGUGGCAAGCAAUAAUUUAGUGACCUUGAACAAAGAUCAGAAUGUUUUCGAUAGCAAAAAGAGAAUGAAGAGCGCCACGCAUGAAGGAUUAGAACAUAAACUUACGGUCUCUCAAAGAAGAAGCAUCGCGUAUAACCAGUGCCUUCUAGCCUUAUUCACAAACCAGGGUGAACAUUGCCAGCAGCUGUGUAAUAAACUGAUGAAAGAUUAUCCUGAAUUAACUUCCAGCGCCCUGCUGGUGAAAGCUGUCCAAUUGCGUAAAGAGGGCAAAGCGAAAGAAGCAGCGAAAUUAUUAGAUGAGAAUGCUGGCGGGCAAAAUGUAUUACAUAUGAAAUUAGCUUGCGUGCAAUUACUGUUGAGCCAGGAUGAGAAAAAGGAGACUAUUAAAAUCUUGGAAAAUUUGAACGAAAAAGAAAGAUAUUUGCCGGGGAUUGUGAGUGCUCUUGUUACAUUGCAUAUGGCUGAGAACAAUCGUGAAAAAGCUUCUGCGGUACUCAAGGAUGCUGUCAACUAUUACAAGAAAAACAAGGAAAACACUGGCAAUCUAGGAACUCUUUGGCGCCAGGCUGCAGAUUUUCAUUUACGAGGUGGAGAAGUCACGGUUGCAGCUGCUAGUUUGGAAGAGUUGCUCGCUGCUUCUCCCUCAGACACUAAAACACUCGCGCAAUUGGUUAUUGCCUAUGCUCAAUUCGAUCCAACAAGAGCUCAACUUUUAUCGAAACGUUUACCACCACUCGACUAUCUUGCGGAAAAUACGGAUGUCGAUGCUUUGGAAAGUAGUAAUUGGGUCAUUGGAAGCAAAGUCGUGAAAGGAAAAGUGGAACCUUCCCCAGGAAAAACACCUAGCGCAGACUUGACGCAAAAGAAGAGCAAGAAACGUAAACGCAAGGGAAAACUACCGAAAAAUUAUGAUGCUAGCGCAGACCCAGAUCCAGAAAGAUGGUUGCCGAGACACGAGCGAAGUGGAUUUAGGAAAAAGAGAGAUAGAAGAAACAGAGAUGUUGCGAUGAAAGGAACCCAGGGAGCCGCUAUGGGAGCUAGUGAUCAAUAUGAUAUUACGAAAAUGGCGACCACGAAGCCUUCUCCAAAUCCACGUCAAAGUCCCGCUGUUGAAACUCCUGGUCCCAGACAGCAACAACGUAAAGUUCAACAGAAGAAAAAGAAAAAAGGUGGCAAGUGGUAAUUGCAGUUUCUAAUGCAGCAAUCACACAUUUACGUAGAAUUCGAUCAUGCCAGGCACAAGAAUUGUACUGCCGUACUUGUACACGGUUUUUGAGACAUUCUAAGAAAAUUGUGCACCAGGUUUCCGAAAGACACGAAACAUUCGAUUUUUUAUUUACUGUAAUUUCACUUUUAUGUUUUUAACAUGAAUUCUGUAAAUCUUGCUAAUCAAUUUUUAUAUAUUAUGGUAUAUAUGUUAUAAACACAAAGAGAGCUGGUUUC
This is a messenger RNA of Belonocnema kinseyi, 2323 nucleotides long. RefSeq names its product signal recognition particle subunit SRP72 (gene Srp72). Bases 60 to 2063 code for a protein of 667 amino acids. The record is from RefSeq and is a predicted model, not a curated record. Gene Ontology annotation, biological process: SRP-dependent cotranslational protein targeting to membrane. The transcript is spliced from 7 exons. Gene Ontology annotation, molecular function: protein binding; ribosome binding; 7S RNA binding. Gene Ontology annotation, cellular component: signal recognition particle, endoplasmic reticulum targeting. NCBI's taxonomy places the organism in Eukaryota, Metazoa, Arthropoda, Insecta, Hymenoptera, Cynipidae.